AUGGCGACAGCAGAAAUGAAGAAAACAGCCAUUGUAGUUGGUGCAGGAGUCGGUGGCAUUGCAACGGCAGCACGUCUCGCCAAAGCUGGUUUCUCUGUUACAGUACUCGAAAAGAACAACUUUACCGGUGGUCGAUGCAGUUUAAUUCAUCAUGACGGAUAUCGAUUCGAUCAAGGACCUUCCCUUUUACUUCUCCCGAAAAUGUUCAAGGAAACAUUUCAUGAUCUCGACACUUCACUUGAAGACGAAGGCGUGAAACUUCUGAAAUGCGAGCCGAAUUAUAAUUUGUGGUUUGGUGAUGGAGAAAAGUUUGAACUUAGUACGGAUGCGAGUGUGAUGAAGAGAGAGAUUGAGAAAUGGGAGGGAAAGGAUGGGUUUGAGAGAUAUUUACAAUGGCUUGGAGAAGCUCAUCGACAUUAUGAGUUGAGUGUGCGGGAGGUUUUGCAUAAAAACUUCACAUCGAUAUUCAACAUGCUACGACCCAGCUUCCUCCUCAAUGUCUUUGCUCUUCAUCCAUUCGAAAGCAUAUACUCUCGAGCUUCAAAGUACUUCUGGACAGAGAGGUUAAGGCGGGUUUUUACUUUUGGGAGUAUGUACAUGGGGAUGUCCCCAUUUGACGCUCCUGGCACAUAUUCUCUUCUUCAAUAUACGGAACUCGCUGAAGGUAUUUGGUACCCGAUUGGUGGGUUUCAUGCUGUUGUCGGGGCUCUGGUUCGGAUAUGCGAGCGACUGGGUGUUGACAUUCAACUCAAUUCACCAGUUGAUUCUGUAUUGACUUCUAACGACGGAAAAACUACAACAGGGGUUCUUUUGUCUUCUGGCAAGAAGCUGAAUGCAGAUCUUGUUGUUAUUAAUGCUGAUCUCGUCUACGCCUACAAUAACUUAUUUCCCUCAUCCAAAUCCACGUCUUACGCCAGAUCUUUACAAAAGCGAGCAGGUUCUUGCAGUUCCAUUUCUUUCUACUGGGCUCUCUCUACACAAGUUCCACAACUCAACACACACAACAUAUUUCUCGCUGAUGAAUAUCGCGAAUCAUUUGACUCUAUCUUUGAUAGGCAGUCCAUCCCUGACGAGCCUUCAUUCUAUGUUAACGUACCCUCACGAAUCGAUCCGACUGCUGCCCCGAAAGGAAAGGAUUCCAUUGUGGUCCUCGUUCCCGUUGGCCACCUUCUCAAUUCGGCUACGCCCCAAGGUGACUCCUCUGUUACAUCUGGUGCUGGCAUACCAAAAGAACAAGAUUGGGAGUUGAUUGUUAAGUCCACUCGUCAAAGAAUCCUUCAGAUAAUAGAAUCACGCACAAAAUGUGGAUCGCUUGAACCUCUAAUUAUCCACGAGGAACUGAAUACACCUACAUCAUGGGAAUCACGCUUUAAUCUCGAUAAAGGAUCCAUCCUCGGGCUUUCUCACUCCUUCUUUAAUGUCCUUGCAUUUCGUCCAAAGACUAAACAUCCCGAGAUUAAGGGUGUAUAUUUUGUAGGUGCGUCCACGCAUCCGGGAACUGGUGUACCAAUUGUGCUUGGUGGAGCAAAGAUUACAAGCACACAAAUUCUAGAGGAUCUUGAAAUUCCAUGGAAGGUUAAAGAGAACAUGAUUCAAGAUGAAGGGGUCACACAAGAGAAAGGAACGAGUAAUUUGGAUAGAAUUGUUAAGGAAAGACCAAUAUUAAGUAAUGUAGGAAUUUUUAUUUUGGCGUUGGUGGUUUUAAUUCUUACAAUGGGAUACGUUAAUAGUAAUUUGGUGGUUUUAUGGGACGCGGAUAUGAAAAGAGGAUGGGGAAGUGGGAAGGCGAUAUAA
Messenger RNA from Sclerotinia borealis F-4128, 1794 nucleotides. The record is from the annotation of a GenBank genome assembly. NCBI's taxonomy places the organism in Eukaryota, Fungi, Ascomycota, Leotiomycetes, Helotiales, Sclerotiniaceae.